Molecule: messenger RNA, 1412 nt
Organism: Lutra lutra (Eurasian river otter)
Lineage: Eukaryota; Metazoa; Chordata; Mammalia; Carnivora; Mustelidae
Exons: 3
Coding region: 1-1152 (383 amino acids)
Source: RefSeq, a predicted model, not a curated record
AUGGAAACUAAAUUGGACCAGUUGGGUAUGCUUUCGAGGGAGGUGUCAAGGGCAAACACAGGGACAGACAGUGGAUGUCAAGGAGACCCCAGAAAGAAGAUGGAUGGCCUUGGUGAGCAGCAGCAGCCGGGGAAUAGAACAAAAAUCCCCAAAGUCCCCACAAUGGCAGCAAAACCUGAUCAAGCCCAGUUAGAAAGGGAAGAGGAGACACACCCCCCACCUCCCACCCCGCCUUGGUACCGCGGUGACUCUGAGGGUCAGGCUCUAUUCCUGUCCAGGUGGCGUACCUGCCGCUGGGAGCCCUUUGUUCUGAUGCCUGUGGCCUUCACCCCAGCCACCCACCCUUUAACUUUUACUCUCCAAGAGCGCUGGCAUCACCACUCACCUUUUAGUACAAAGAGAGGAAAGAAGGGAAAAGCUUUUCAGAGAAAAGUCCUAACUGCUAGGGGAAAAAAUAGGGAUGGGCCAGAGAAUAGGACUCAGGGACCCAGUUUGAGAACCACUUGGAGAACCUGGUGUCUAACUCUGUUACUGGAUCUUUUCCUCACGGUGGAGCGGAGAGGUCAGGGCGGGGGCUGGGCAGGGCUCUGUGUUUGUGUAAGGCGCGAAGUGACCGUUUCGUGCUGUCACGGAUGGGGACAGGGUGGAGGAGGUGGUUCUCAGGGGAAUUCAAACUGCGAAGCCAAAGACAGGGUGUCAGGGUUCAGAAAUCGGAAUAACAAGGGCGGUGAGACAAAGGCCGAGACCCCGGACGCAGCGCCGGCGACAGAGAAGCGAAAAGGGGCGGGCACCCCAGCAUCCUGCAGGCCAGACGGAAUCCGAGGCGAAGCCAGGCCAGUCGCCCCCGCCCGCCUCCAGCCCCUCUCUCCCGCGGACGCGCGCGUCCCAGCGCCCAGACCGGGAACCGGCGGCGCCGCGGGGGUCUUGCAAGGCGGGACCCGGCCCCGGCUGCCCGCCCGGGCCAACUCCAUCCGCGCCCUCCGCGACCCGCCCGGGUCCCGGGAAACGCCGCCGCCGAACCCCGGGCACAGGACGGGCAGGUUUGACCCAGAGAUAUCCCCUAACCCUUUGGCUGUUCUCUCCCUCGUGCCGGAAAUCUUCUUCCCCGAAGGGGGUGAGUUUCAAUCGGAGCCCGGUAGGUGUGGUUCCUGAGAUGAUCGCCAAGUCCAAUGUGCACUAAAUUGGAGACAGCUAAUUUUAGGGGUUACUUGUUUCAAUAGGGUAAGUCUUGGAUAUGUUACACAUAUGAAAGGCACGGCCAGCCUCACUGGGGGUUAUUAAUUUUCUUAGAGUGACAUCAUGUGGUAAGAGGAGGACCACCCAGCUUGUCCUUCAAAGUGCUGAUAACAUUUUAAAGCAGAUGCGAGAGAGAAUGGGAAGGGAGAACUCAAAGGCAUUAAUUAAGUUGGAAU